Messenger RNA from Cuscuta campestris, 786 nucleotides. Lineage: Eukaryota; Viridiplantae; Streptophyta; Magnoliopsida; Solanales; Convolvulaceae. The record is from the annotation of a GenBank genome assembly.
CGCGUGGGCAUCAAAUCUACACAAUCUUUCUCUCUCUCUUUUUCUCUCUCUCACACACACAAACACAGAAAUCAGUAGAUUCGAUUCGAUCGGGCGAUCAUUUCUGCUCAUUCAAUUCAAUCUCUGUCCCUCUCAUUCUCAAAUAAUGCUCCCUGAUUUUAGAGGACUGGCUUUAAGCUGCCAAGAAAUGGAGGGGAGUGGAGCACAGAUGGAUGGGAGGGUACUUCAGACAUUCCAGAAGAGCUUUGUGCAAGUUCAGAACAUUUUGGACCACAACAGGCUGCUGAUCAGUGAGAUCAACCAGAACCACGAGUCCAAAACACCCGACAACCUGACCCGAAACGUCGGUCUGAUCAAAGAGCUCAACAGCAACAUAAGAAAGGUCGUCGACCUCUACGCCGAUCUCUCGUCUUCUUUCUCUAAGUCCAUUGUUGAUGCCUCUUCUGAAGGCCACUCCACUUGCCACAAGAGGAACAGGCCUUGCUAGCUACAACUAAUUUUAUAUAUAAUCACUAUAUUCUUCUUCAAGAAAUAUAUAUAUAUAUAUAUAUAUAUAUAUAUAUAUAUAUAUAUAUAUAUAAAUCCUUUGAUUUGUCACCUCUGAUGAGAAAUAAUUCUUCAAGGAAAAAUAAUAAGCUGUUGGGUGCUAAUGUGUAUGCAGAUGUAUUUAGCUUGGAGGAGGAAUGUUUGUAACUUUGUAUCUUCUAGUCUCUCUUGUUCUUAUUGUGCUUGACAAUUUGUUGCCUUUAAAUGAGCAUUUUUUAAGGCUAUUUAUUUAUAUGGGAG